AUGGCUAAUGCAUCAAAUCCGGUUCUCCAGAUUAGAGCGCACCUGCUGUUAACCACUACACCACGCUGGCUCUGCACAGCAUGCAUAUAUACUGAGUGUGGUACAGUGUAUGAUGUUUGCUUGUUUAAAUACCUCUUAGGUUCUGUCGACCUGGCAUAUUGUGAUACACUCUAUACAGACCUUAAGAAAGGCCUUGAGGGGCUAAUCCUGGAAAGUUGCCUUCAUUUACUGUAUCUGACCACACCGUAUGAUAUGGUUUCCCAGUGUAGCCCAGAUUGGAUGAUCUAUUUUAAACAGUACAAUCAGCUAACUCCGGCCGAACAGCAAGUAGCAGCCACUGUUGGAGUGCCAGAGAGCUUCAUAACUAAAAAGGCUUCUGGACAAGCCAUCAAGAAGAAUGUGGACAACGGCAGUGUCGAUAGACUGUACCUGUCCCUUGUUCUUCAUGCAUUGUUGAAAGAGACCAAUAUAUGGAGUGUGGCAGAAAAAUUUAACACAUCGCGCGGAUUUGUUCAAACCCUCCUGAAUUCGGCUGCUUCAUUCUCCUCCUCAGUUCUGCAUUUCUGUGAGGAACUGGAUGAAUUUUGGGUUUACAAAGCUCUCUUCACAGAACUUAGCAAGAAACUGACCUAUUGUGUUAAGGCUGAACUCAUUCCUCUUAUGGAAGUGGCAGGAGUUCUGGAGGCCCGAGCCAAGCAACUCUACAACACGGGCUAUAAAACUUUAGCUCACUUGGCAAAUGCAGAUCCAGAAGUCCUGGUGAAGAUGAUUGAGCAUUUGUCCAGGCGCCAGGCUCGACAGAUAGUUUCUUCUGCAAAGAUGCUGCUGGCUGAAAAGGCAGAGGCUUUACAAGAAGAGGCUGAAGAAUUGCUGCGGAUACCUACAGACAUUCCUUGAAGCUUCCUGAUCACUCUUCAGUAUGAACGUGAAAAUCAAUGAAUUUACAACCUAAUUUAUAUGUAGAUAUAUUUAUAGCUUGCUUAUAUAUUUGUAACCGAUUUUAAUUUGAUGAGAAUAAAAAUGUGUAAGUGAUUUUAAUGUGAUGAUAAUAAAAAUUCCUUCCAAAUCCA
Sphaerodactylus townsendi is the source of this 1070-nucleotide messenger RNA. It is a transcript of the gene HELQ, whose product is annotated as helicase, POLQ like. The transcript is spliced from 7 exons. The record is from RefSeq and is a predicted model, not a curated record. Bases 1 to 897 code for a protein of 298 amino acids. Lineage: Eukaryota; Metazoa; Chordata; Lepidosauria; Squamata; Sphaerodactylidae.